UCGAUUGGCAGGCAAAAGAUGAAAAAAUACCAAACGCUCAAGGGCUUAAAAUACUCUGAGAAACUAUGUUCACUCUGCCAAUGUGUAAUAUAUUGAAAGAAUUUGAGCGCAAUGUUAACUUUUCAAAUUGAAUGCAAAUCGAUGAAGGAAGCGUAUAUAAUUAGAAGGAAUAUCUACGAAUGAACUAAAUAAUUUCAAUAAAUUGUCAUCUCAACUGAAUUUGACCAUGAAAGACUUUUGUCAUUUGCAAUACCGUUAUUUAAAAAAUUUGGAAAUCAUUUAUACGUAUAUUAUAAUAUCAACUACACUGAUUAUAAGUUGUAUCAGAAGAUUGAGAUAUCUUCUCUAGUUGAGAUAACUUCACAAAUUGAGCGGAAAUUGAAUUCCCUUCUUCCCAGCCAUGUCCGGGAGAGUUACGAUGCGGGAGGGGCAGCGGGUGCGCAGGGGUGACGUCAUCAUGAGGGGGAGGCCGUUCGUCCAUAUACUCUUCAGGGAGUUCAAAAAACAUUACUGCGACCAAUGCAUCAAGAAACGCGAGAGCGAGCCGUGCCCCGGCUGUGGUCAGGACUUCUACUGCAGCGACGCGUGCCGCCAGGAGGCGCUGCCCCUACACAGCCUCGAGUGCGCCAGACUCAAGGCCUACGCCCCGGAGUGUCUUUCAGACUUCGCUCGGUUCAUGGCGAGAACAAUCCUCAAGCUCAGGAAUGGUGGAGACAGAGAAUGGGUUGUUAUCGACAAUAAACUCAGUCGACAAUUCCGUCACAUGAUGACUCAUUCCGAUGCGAUGGCAAAGUGCGAGAAGCGUUCUCAAGACUUGGCAAACAAGAAGGGUGAGCUGCGGAGCUUCUUCGGCAAAGAUUACCCGCUCACCGACGAGUUCUUCCUGGACGUUUACUCGAAGAUAAAAGUGAACAACUUCGGCAUGAUGUCGGAAGAAUGCUUCUCGUUGGGCCAGGCCAUUUACAUCGACGCUGCGAUCUACAACCACUCCUGCCAACCCAACGCCGUGCUCUGCUUUGAUGGUACUGAGAUGACAGUGCGUGCUACCGUCGAUGUAACAAGGUACCAUCGAGAUCUGUUCCAGCACAGCUACAUCGAUCACCUGGCGCCCUGGGGGCAGCGACAGCGGCAGCUGCUGCUCGAGUAUUGCUUCGAGUGCCGCUGCCAGCGAUGCAGCGACGAGUACCUGACUGCUCUCGAGAACACGCUCAACUGCGGUAACCCGAAGUGCGAGUAUCCAGUGGAGGUGCCCGACGAGGAGGACAUGGCGGCCGACAUGGACGGCGGGCCGCUGAAGCUCCAGUGCCCUCGCUGCUCGUACUCCAGCUUCCCUGAGGACGUGGUGCAGCAAUACCGACGCCUCGUCACGGAGUACGAGCACGUCAUUGAGUACUACUACUAUCCCGACGACAAGUCGGACUUGGAGUACGUGGUUAACUACGCCCUGACUGAGGUGACGAGACGCCAGAGUAAGGAUGAGGGCGGCCACAUGAGGAUGUUGCUACAUCCCUUCAACAUCCACCGCAUCCGGCUCCUGGAGGCUGCUUAUGACUCAGCCAUCGAGCUCACGGAUGCCGUGGAUGCGCUCAAGUUUGCCGAGCUCAAUAUUGAGGGCAUCAAGCAUCGAGUUGGUGAGUUUGGACAGCUCUACGGGAACCGAUUACUGGAAAUGGGGAAGCUGUGCGUGCGCCUGGAGCGCUACAAGAAAGCGUUGCGUCAUUUCAGAGAGGCCGAGAGGAUCCUGGAAGUCUGUCUCGGUCCAGAAAACCGUCUGGUGCAGGAGGAGCUACGACCUCUCAUGGAGGCCACAUCGCAGGUCCUGGGACUGAUCAGGUCUUCGUCUUUGAGGCUGCGCGACUUCCAGAAACUCGACAAAGCAUGGAAACAGCGCCACAAGAAAAAAAUUCAGUGGAUAUAUUAUGCGUAUGGUCUCCUCAUUGUGACAAUGGUUGUCUUGGGCGUUACGGGUUAUAGGUAAAAAAUGAACAGUUAUUGCCUGAUAUUUCAUAUUCUUGAAAACAGGAAGAAUUCAACAAUUCAAAUUGAAAAUCAUCUCAUUGGACAAACGGAAGUGAAGUCUGAGUUGUAAUAUAAGGGUUUGUCAUGCAACUCUAAGCCAGCAGCGUUCCUGGAAAUGAUGUUGCUGAGGUUUGGGUUAUUUAGAAAUUUUUAGAUACUUCGUGUUUAAGCGGAAGAUAUUGAACUAAAAUAAAAUAAUGGAAGAUAUUGAACUAAAAUAAAGUAAUGUAUAUUCGAUUCUUAAUUUCGAAAAUAUUGAAUUAUAGUAAGAUUUCGAAUCCAGGAAAAAACUAUAAAAUCACAGAAAGAUUUGACUUCAACAUUGAGAAGGUACCGAAAAUUUUUCAAUAAGAUUCUGUAAACAAAAUCAUAGUGCAAUGAAAAUGCUAAGAAAUACCGGUAGUUUUUCGAAUUUAUCAGAGUGAAAAAACUAAAUAUUUUAUUUUAGUUUAUAGGUAUAUAAGAUUUAGGUAUAUAGGUUUAUUUUAGUAUAGGUAGUUUAUUUUUCGAUUCAAUUUGCAAUUCAUACCGAUUUAAGAGCAAAUUAUUUGCAUCUCUGAGUUCAUUGGCAAAAAAGCAUAGGCCUUCGGCCCAAAUUACCAUAAUUCCAUAAUUGUCUAACAAUAAAAUUCAACUGCACGUUAGUCGAUAUUUCAAUAACGAACUUUAAUGACGGCAAAAAUAAAAGCAUUAUCUAAAUAUAUAAUUGGCAUCUACUUUUGAUUGCAAAAUGAAAUAAAGCAACUAUCAAAAUAAAUCGUCAAAUUUAUCUGCUGGAGGUAGAGCUUAAAUUGAAAUUUUUUCUCCCUUUGCGUAAAAUUCGAACACGAAAUUAUUUUUUAAAUAAAACUACGCCUCAAUGAUAGUUCUGCUAAAAAAAUAACUUAUUUCAUGUGAGAUUUCGAACUGAGGUACAACUGUGACAAUUUCACACAAUCGAGGAAGCUUAAUUAAAGAAAUGAUAAUUC
Messenger RNA from Hyalella azteca, 2987 nucleotides. Its product is annotated as N-lysine methyltransferase SMYD2-A. The transcript has 10 exons. Gene Ontology annotation, cellular component: nucleus. NCBI's taxonomy places the organism in Eukaryota, Metazoa, Arthropoda, Malacostraca, Amphipoda, Hyalellidae. The record is from RefSeq and is a predicted model, not a curated record. Gene Ontology annotation, molecular function: protein binding. The coding region runs from base 401 to 1978 and encodes 525 amino acids.